AUGACUUCAAAUAUUAAAUGUCCAUUAUUUGGUUGUAAAGCAGCGUCAAAUAAUACUUUACCUACAGGAACCGUGGCCACAGAAACCCCACAGUCACAAAACGUUGCUGAUAACACAAACGACACUUCUACGCAACCCACUGCUACUGAUGGAUCUAGGGUCGCUGCCGCUACCGGUACACCUGAAUGUGACGAUCAAAGUGUUCUUUCCGAUAGUGAAGCAGUUAGUAGUGUUAAUGGAAAAGUUUGCAAAUAUAAUACUGUCCCACAAUCUCAAGUCGGUACCAAAAAUUAA
Molecule: messenger RNA, 294 nt
Organism: Cetraspora pellucida
Lineage: Eukaryota; Fungi; Glomeromycota; Glomeromycetes; Diversisporales; Gigasporaceae
Source: the annotation of a GenBank genome assembly